Molecule: messenger RNA, 1416 nt
Organism: Strongyloides ratti
Lineage: Eukaryota; Metazoa; Nematoda; Chromadorea; Rhabditida; Strongyloididae
Product: Small GTPase superfamily and Ran GTPase family and Small GTPase superfamily, Rho type and Small GTPase superfamily, Rab type and Small GTP-binding protein domain and Small GTPase superfamily, Ras type and Small GTPase superfamily, ARF type and P-loop containing nucleoside triphosphate hydrolase domain-containing protein
Exons: 5
Coding region: 1-1416 (471 amino acids)
Molecular function (GO): GTP binding; GTPase activity
Source: RefSeq, a predicted model, not a curated record
AUGAGUGAAAUUAAGAAAACGUCAGUUGUUGAGAAUAAUGAGUUUCUAAAUGAAGAUGAUAGUAGUACAUUUCUAUCACAAGCUGAACAAUCUAAACUUCUUCAUGAGCAGGCAUUAAAAAUCUUUUCACUUUGUGAUAUUACAAAUAAAGGUUUUGUUGUUCCAAGUGAUAUAAAAAAUUUAGAUGGUAUCAUUCCAAACUUAAGAAAAGCUGAUUAUUUAAGAGAACUUUUUGAAAAAGAAACAUGCAAAAUUAGUAAACAAAAAUUAACACAAAAAGAUUUUAUACCAAGGAUAAAAAAAUUAUUAUUAUCAAAAACAUAUAGUAAUAAUAUUAAUAGAAAUCACAAAAAUUUUGAUAUACGUAGAUCAUCCUCUGAAAUGGGAAGUAUUGGUGAUCGAAGACCAACAAAAAAAUUAUCAUUUUUUUCAACAACAACUAGUAUUUCGGAAUCCGAUAUGAAAGAUAUUAAAUUUUCUGAUAGUGAUGAUGAUACUAUUGAAAAAGAAGUUCAAAGAGCAGGAGAUGUUCCAAUUUAUUUAGAACAUCCAAAAUAUUUUAAAAAAUAUCCAACAUCACCAGGGGAAUCAUCAUUAUAUGAUGAGUUAGAUUCUAAAAAUAAAAAUGAUAAUGAUUAUCAAAAACAAAAUAAUUCUAUAUCACUCUCAAGAAAUAAAACAUUAAAUAUUAAAACUGCUUCACGUAAAUUGUCUUCUCAUCGUCGUAGUAAUUCAUUUUCUAAAAUAUUUGCCAAACAACGAGUAAUAAAUGAAAAAAAAAACGAUAUAUUACAUGAAGAUGAAAAUGAAUAUAAAUCAUCAACAUCUGAAAGAGUAUUUAAAGUUGUUUUUGUUGGUGACUCUGCAGUUGGUAAAACAUGUUUUUUACAACGAUAUUGUUAUAAUCAAUUUAGACAAGCAUUUAAUGCAACUAUAGGUGUUGAUUUUACAGUAAAAACUAUUAAUAUCAAUGAUAAAAAAGUAACAAUACAGUUAUGGGAUACAGCAGGCCAAGAAAGAUUUAGAAGUAUAACAAAACAAUAUUUUAGAAAAGCUAAUGCUGUUGUUUUAAUGUAUGAUAUAACAUCAGAAAAAACAUUUAUAAAUGUUAGAAAUUGGAUUGAAUCAGUUAAAAAAGGUGUUGAAGAUCGUUGUAUAAUGUGUUUAAUUGGAAAUAAACUAGAUUUAUGUAAUGACUCCUCCAAUAGGGCAGUACCAUAUGAAUUUGGAAAAAAAUUAGCUGAUGAAUUUGGUAUGUCAUUUUAUGAAAGUAGUGCAUAUACACGUUUUAAUGUAAAUGAAUGUAUUGAAGGAUUGGCAAAAUUGCUUCAACAUCAAGAAGAAAAAGAAAUGGAAGAAGCAUUAAAAUUAGAAUCAAAAGCAUUUAAAUUUCCCGGUUCAUGGUGUUGCUUAUAA